This is a messenger RNA of Heterobasidion irregulare TC 32-1, 1509 nucleotides long. RefSeq lists its product as uncharacterized. Bases 1 to 1404 code for a protein of 467 amino acids. The record is from RefSeq and is a predicted model, not a curated record. Gene Ontology annotation, molecular function: damaged DNA binding; 5'-3' DNA exonuclease activity. The transcript has 7 exons. Gene Ontology annotation, biological process: protection from non-homologous end joining at telomere; double-strand break repair via nonhomologous end joining; interstrand cross-link repair. NCBI's taxonomy places the organism in Eukaryota, Fungi, Basidiomycota, Agaricomycetes, Russulales, Bondarzewiaceae.
AUGUCUUCCCACAAGGAGAAUGAGGCGUGGAAAGAAGCAGAUGUUGUAGAAGAUCGGACCUUUCGACCUACCAAAGGCAACGGAGGACGCAGGAAGGCCCCGUUCUAUAAAGUCAUGCAAGGCAUGCCCAUUGCCGUGGACGCAUUCAGAUAUGGCUCAAUACCAGGAGUCUCUGCCUAUUUUUUGACGCAUGCGCACUCUGACCAUUACACAAACCUGUCCUCAAAUUGGAAGACGGGGCCGAUAUAUUGCUCAGAGGGGACCGCAAAGCUAAUAAUACACAUGCUCUCUGUUGAUCCGAAAUGGGUCCACCCGCUUCCAAUCGACACUCAAAUACCUAUACCCGACUCUGGAGGGGUAACGGUUACAUUAAUUGAAGCCAAUCACUGUCCUGGAUCCUCGCUUUUCCUUUUUGAGGGCCCACAAACUGUUGAUGCUGGGGACAGCACCUACAGGUCGCCUUUCGUAGGCUCCGCAAAGGUCUUUCGAUAUCUGCACUGUGGCGACUUUCGAGCGUCUCCACAACAUGUCUUGCAUCCUUCGGUCAAAGGAAAGCAUCUAGACCUCAUAUAUCUAGAUACAACUUAUCUUAAUCCUAAGUAUUGUUUUCCUUCGCAAACCCAGGUUAUUUCUGCCUGCGCUGAGUUGGCCAAGAGACUAGUUUCUGGGGAGAAUAGAUUCACAGAAGAUGACACUGGGAAAAAGCGGCAUCAGACUGUGGACAAGUGGUUCACGACGCGCUCGAAGUCGGAUAACCAAUGCCAAAGUCAAUCAGAUAAGACCGUCGUAGUUGUUGGGACAUAUUCCAUUGGCAAGGAACGAAUCGUUAAAGCCAUCGCCAAUGCCUUGCAAACGAAAGUGUACUGCGACUCCAGGAAAGCAGCAAUCCUCCGAUGUCAAUCCGACCCAGAAUUGGAGACUAUGCUGACAAAAAAUCCUCUCGAUGCUGGCGUGCACAUCGUCCCCCUUGGCGUCGUUAAUUCUGAUAAGCUGCGGGAGUACACACAGCGUUGGAAAGGUCACUUCACGAGGGCCAUCGCAUUCAGACCCACUGGCUGGACGUACAGCCCACCUGCCGGGAUGGACACACUGCCCAAGGUCUCGACGAUCCUUUCCCGGCAACCUCAUCCCUCUUUCACCCACACACAUCUCAAACCAAUGCGUGGCUCCACUGCGACGCAUCAGCUGUUCGGCGUCCCAUAUUCAGAACAUAGCUCGUUCUUCGAGUUGACGUGCUUUGCGGUGUCGUUGGAUUGGACGAGGAUCAUUGCAACGGUCAAUGUCAGCAGCCAAAGUAGUCGGGGGAAGAUUGCUGCAUGGAUCGCCAGAUGGGAAGCAGAGAGAAAGAAACGUGGAGGACCCGCCUCAGGUGUGGUCCCAUAUCGUGCCACCGAUUACUGGUAAAGAAUGGGGGAGGAGCGUAGCAUGUAAGCGGCGGCGAUUAUAACUAUGGUAUCAUCUGGAAUACUUCAUCUAAACAAAAAUGCAACCUGAAGGACACAUAGCCUG